AGGACAUACAGUACCCCACUGGGAAGUCAUUGGGGCGGCAGUCGAUGAUCAGCACAACAUACAGCACAGACACAGCAGAUGCCAUUGUGUCACUGCUCACAGACGCAGCCAGCAACGACCUCGACGAGUGCAAGACAGUCCUGGUGGACGAUUGGGGGGUCAGCGCAACACCCAUGAUACAAGAGCCUAGCAGUGGACUGUUGAACGGCAGUGAUGAGGAGACUAGUGACGCCUUGACCCAAUACACUACACACAAAACACGGAAGAAAUCAGCCCACAGCCUACCACGGUACUCACACUCCCACAAGGACAUGCACAAGGACUCCAUCAGCACCAGCAGCUCCGGAAUCGGUAACCAUGACAACCACAGCUCCGGGAACGAGGGCAAGAUCGGUAUCUACACCCACAAGAAGGGCAGCAAGAACAUAUACACACACACACCCUCACACAGCAGCUCACAGUUACCCUCACCCUCAGACCACCACCUCAGCACAGACACAGAGACGGAUAUGUACCGAAAAGCUAGCACAGGCACUAGCACCGGUGGAACCGGCUUCUUAAGAACACACGGUGCUGCACCCUCACAUGCACUACGGCAUAGCCCUAGCUUUACGUCAGUCACAUCGGUGGGGAAUAUAUCAGAUGCACUUAAUAGCCGCAGGCUGAGGAGCUUACCACCCGCACAUACACCCCCCACUGCCAGGUAG
Molecule: messenger RNA, 707 nt
Organism: Sphaeroforma arctica JP610
Lineage: Eukaryota; Ichthyosporea; Ichthyophonida
Exons: 2
Coding region: 45-707 (220 amino acids)
Source: RefSeq, a predicted model, not a curated record